Messenger RNA from Styela clava, 5330 nucleotides. RefSeq names its product multidrug resistance-associated protein 1-like. Gene Ontology annotation, biological process: transmembrane transport. Gene Ontology annotation, cellular component: membrane. NCBI's taxonomy places the organism in Eukaryota, Metazoa, Chordata, Ascidiacea, Stolidobranchia, Styelidae. Gene Ontology annotation, molecular function: ATP binding; ABC-type transporter activity; ATP hydrolysis activity. The record is from RefSeq and is a predicted model, not a curated record.
AGUUGUUAACUAGUUACCAGUCACUUAGAUUCUUAGAAUAUGAUAAUAUAAUUCUAACGGAGAAAUACCAUCCGAAACAAAAAUGUCGAAUGCCACCUGGCUAACUUCAUAUUGCAACUCUUCAUUUUGGGAUGAUGAGCUUAUGAAUAGACCAUCUCCAGAAUUCACACCAUGCUUCCAAGAAAUUGCGAUGGUUUGGGGACCAUGCUUUUUUCUUUGGUUAUUUUCAAUAUAUCAACUUCUAAUUUUAAAAAAUUCAAAACAAAAAUCGUUGAAAGUGUCGACACUUCAUAUCUUGAAACUGCUAUGUACACUUUCCAUAUUUGUGGUGAUGAUAGUCGAACUUGGAUACCGAGGAUCGAACGUAGCUAACAAUACUAUUGAAGAAUAUACUCAGGCAUAUUUUGCCACUCCAGCAAUAAUUGCUGCCACAAUGAUUCUCGCAUUUGUUUUACAAACUUACGUUCGUUUGAAAGGCGAAACGACGUCAGGAUUGUUGUUUCUAUUUUGGUUUGCAUUCACCAUUUGUCAGAUAAUUCCAUUUGUAUCAAUGGUUUAUGCUGCAACGCCAGAAAUUGAAGACAUGGUUGACUUUGUUUGUUUCUUCGUAUUUUAUUUCUUUUUGUUGGCUUCGUUUCUCCUGUCAGCAUUUGCGGAACCGGUCCCGAAAAGGAAUAAGAAAGAUUGUCCAGAAUUGGUGUCUUCUUUUCCAAAUCAGCUGGUAUUCUGGUGGUUCAAUCCAAUAAUAUGGAAAGGCCAUAACAACCCAUUGGUUCACGAAGAUUUGUGGCGAUUGAACGAAAGAGAUACAACUGAAGUUAUUGCACCAAAACUAAAUAAAAAUUGGGAAGAGGAAUUGGAAAAGUCAAGGCAGUCAAAAGUCAAAUUAGGACUCCAAGCAUCGAAAGCAGAUCACACAGUUUAUGCAAAUGUUGGACUAGAUGAUGUUGUCAUUGAGCCUAACGGGAAAGGAUACGAUAUGUCAGACAAACAUUACAAGCCAUCUCUGGUGAAAGCAAUGUUUAAAACAUAUGGAAUGACAAUGCUCGCUGCUGCAUUUUUCAAACUUGGAAAUGAUACUAUUCAAUUUCUUUCCCCAAUUCUUCUACGACAAAUGAUGGCUUUUACUGAAGAUACAGAUAUCUAUGAAUGGUAUGGAUACGUCUAUGCUACGGCCAUGUACGCUGUCACGAUUGUACAAGCGCUGUUUCUCAAUCAAUAUUUUCAUAGAUGUAUGCUUGUUGGUAUGAACAUCAGAACCUCAGUCAUUUCCAUGGUUUAUCGAAAGUCAUUGCGAAUAUCUAAUGCAACAAAAAAAGAGUCCACAGUUGGUGAAAUUGUAAACUUGAUGUCAACGGAUGCUCAACGUUUUAUGGAUUUGAUGAGCUAUAUUCAUAUUAUAUGGUCUGGACCUUACGUCAUAGCUAUUUCUCUAUAUCUUUUGUGGCAGGAACUUGGACCUUCUGUCAUGGCUGGUUUUGCCCUGAUGGUUCUGCUGAUUCCACUAAAUGGAUGGAUAGCUUCCUACAUGAGGAAAUUAUCAGUAAAUAAUAUGAAAUUAAAAGAUAAACGAAUUAAACUUAUGAACGAGAUUCUGAAUGGAAUUAAGGUUUUGAAACUUUAUGCCUGGGAGCCAUCUUUCGAAGAACAAGUCGGUGAAAUUCGAGCUGCUGAAUUGAAAAUUGGGAGAAAAAUUGCAUAUGUCCGAGCGUUUAUGAGCUUUUUGUGGACUGUUGCACCAUUCAUGGUUGCUCUCUUAUCAUUUCUUACGUAUGUUCUUGUCGACGAAAAUAACGUCCUGGAUUCACAAACAGCCUUUGUAUCCAUUUCUCUAUUUAAUAUUUUGAGAUUCCCGCUUGUUGUUUUUCCGAUGGUCAUAUCGUCCGUCAUAGCCGCACAAGUGUCGGUCAAAAGAUUGUCGAAAUUUCUCACUGGAGACGAAUUGGAUCCAAAUGCCGUUACCAGAAGUUUCGAUACGGACAAAGAAAAUGCGAUCGAGAUAAACGAAGGCAACUUUGUUUGGGAACCUGAUCACGAAUGUGAUCUGAAAGAAGUAAGCAUGAAAGUUAAAACCGGAUCAUUGGUCGCCGUAGUGGGACAUGUGGGCAGUGGAAAAUCGUCAUUAAUUUCAGCAAUUCUUGGUGACAUGGAAAAGAAGAAUGGUUAUGUCGAAGUUAACGGGUCAAUAGCAUAUGUACCACAGACGGCUUGGAUUCAAAAUGCAACAUUACAAGAUAAUAUUUUGUUUGGUCAAAAGUAUGUCGGAGAUAAAACGAAAGAAGAUCAUGAAACAACAGAAUUUCACAGUGCGAAGGGGCCAGAUUCUAACAUUGUUACAAAAGCAAAAUACAAAUCAAUUUUAAAAGCAACAGCUCUUGGUCCAGAUUUAGAAAUUUUGCCCGGUGGAGAUCAAACAGAAAUUGGAGAAAAGGGUAUUAAUCUUAGCGGUGGACAAAAACAACGAGUUUCUCUUGCAAGAGCAAUAUGCAGCGACUCUGAUAUAUACCUUCUUGACGAUCCGUUAUCUGCUGUCGAUUCACAUAUUGGAAAGCACAUUUUUGAUCACGUUAUUGGCAAAGACGGAAUUCUCAAAAACAAAACUCGUCUUCUAGUCACGCACGGUAUCCAGUACCUACCAGAUGUAGACAACAUUUUUGUAAUAGAUGAUGGACAAAUCUCAGAGACUGGAACUUAUCAGGAGCUUCUAAACACUGGGGAAAAAUUCUCCAAGUUUCUAGAAGAAUAUGCGAAUAAACAAGACGAAGGCAUAGAAGAUGACACAGAGAUGGUUUUGAUAACCGACGAUGAUCUGUCUUCGAUACCGGAAUCAAGAGACUCUGUGACAGAUGGCAGUUCUGAUUCUGCAGUAGGCGAUGUAAUGAAAGAUGAUGACGUGACAGAACUCCGGAGAAGAGCUUCACAACGCGGAAGCAAGAGGUCAGUUGGUUCAAUUAGAAAGCGUACCUUGAGUGCAACAAGCAACGGGGCAGUCCAGAGAAAAACGAGAGAAAGUGUCACGAGUAACUCGAAAAAGAGAGAGAUGCGAGAGAGUGUUACCAGCAAAACAAACUCGAUAAAACGCAGAGAAGCUAUGAAAUUACAGCAAACAGAUACAAACAAGGGAAAGUUAACUGAGGAAGAGUCGUCGGAAAUAGGACAUGUCAAACUUCGCGUUUAUUACGAAUAUAUCAAAGCGAUUGGUAUUGGAUAUUUUUCUUUAGUCAUACUUGCUUCCAUACUUUAUCAGGGUUCAGUCAUUGGAGCUUCAAUCUGGCUUACUUAUUGGACAAAUGAAAACGAUAAAGUUUUACUUGGACUUUCGAAUGAAACAGCCGUUACUACUGGUGUGGGGAUAGGAGUCUAUGGAUCCUUUGGCUUUAUACAAGCAAUAUUCAUUCUUGGAAACGGAAUUUUCCAAGCGAAUGGAACAAUAGCUGCUGCAUUGAUGCUUCAUUACUUUUUACUGAAAAAUAUAUUUCGAGUACCGGUAGGAUUCUUCGAUACAACACCACUAGGAAGAAUCGUAAAUCGAUUCUCCAAGGAUAUUUAUAUCAUCGAUGAAAUUCUACCUCAAACUGUGAGAAUGUGGUUGCAAUGUGCCUUCAGUGUAAUUUUCACAUUGAUUGUCAUCAUUGCUUCAACUCCAAUAUUUGCAGCUGUGAUCGUUCCUAUUGGAAUUCUCUACUUUUUUGCUCAGCGAUUUUACGUUUCAACAUCAAGACAACUGAAACGAUUAGAAUCGGUGACAAGAUCCCCAAUUUAUUCACAUUUUGGUGAAACUGUCUCCGGAGUGUCUCUGAUCAGAGCUUAUCAACAAAGUGAGAGAUUUAUACAACAAUCAAAAGAUAAAGUGGACAAGAAUCAAGAAUGCUAUUAUCCCAACAUUGUUUCCAACAGGUGGUUAGCAGUACGACUUGAAUUUGUUGGAAACGCGAUCGUAUUUUUUGCUGCUUUAUCGGCUGUAUUGAGUCGAGAGACAUUGAGUGGAAGUGUCGCUGGAUUAUCCAUCUCAUACGCUCUAACGAUCACCCAAACGUUGAACUGGUGGGUUCGACAAAUGAGUGAAAUGGAGACAAACGUUGUUGCAGUUGAGCGGGUUCAGGAGUAUGCUAAAGUGAAGAACGAGGCUGAAUGGGAAGUAAAAGAGAACAAGCCGAAUCGCGAAUGGCCUUCUGAAGGACAAAUUGAGUUUGAAAAUUAUGCUACAAGAUACAGAGAAGAUUUAGAUCUUGUUUUAAAGAAUAUAAGUUGCAGCAUAAAACCAAAACAAAGGGUCGGAAUAGUAGGUCGCACUGGAGCUGGUAAAUCAUCAUUAACUCUCGCAUUGUUUCGUUUGAUCGAAGGAUCAGGUGGAAAAAUUAAAAUUGAUGGAGUCGACAUUUCUAAAAUUGGUCUUCAUGAUUUGAGAAAGAAACUAACGAUAAUUCCACAGGAUCCAGUUCUCUUCUCUGGAACGAUGAGAUUGAAUCUUGAUCCGUUUAACUCGUACACAGACGAACAAGUAUGGAAUGGACUUGAGCAUGCUCACUUGAAGGAAUAUGUCAGUGGAUUACCAGACAAACUCGAACAUAUGUGUGCCGAAGGUGGCGAAAAUCUUAGUGUUGGACAACGUCAGCUUGUAUGUCUUGCUCGAGCUUUACUCAGAAAAUCGAAAAUUCUCGUUCUUGACGAAGCAACAGCUGCAGUGGAUAUGCAAACUGAUGAUCUCAUACAACAAACUAUUCGAAAUGAAUUUGAUGAUUGCACUGUCAUAACUAUCGCUCAUAGAUUGAACACUAUCAUGGAUUACGACAUGAUCAUGGUAUUGGAUACUGGGAAAAUUGUUGAGUUGGAUUCACCGACAACUUUGCUAGAAAAACAAGGAGUAUUCUACGGAAUGGCAAAAGAUGCUGGAUUAGUUUAAUUGUUUUUUUUAGUAUUUGGCUUUUUCAAUAAUUGACCUUUUUUCUAUUUUUAUUAUUCAUAUUCGUAUACUCGUGUUUACUUUGCUGUUUUUUUUUUGCCUAGAAUUGGAUGAUAAAACGAAUAUUAUUUCGAAUUGCCUGUUUUUCAGUUAAAAAAAAAUGAAAAAUAAAUAAACACUGUAUACUUUAAUAAAGAUAAAAAAAAUUUCACAAAGAAGCGUAAAUUUGCUCGUUUGAGCUAUAGAUACCUCUGUUGUAUGUUCCAUUUAUUCCUACGUUCAAAUUCAACUUGUUCCAUUCAACACUUGUAUAAACACUUAAUUCUAAUUUAUCAUUUCAUAAAAUUACUGCAACUGCAAUAAUUUUUUUAUGUUAUUCAAUAAUUACUGUGAUUUGUUGGUGAAAAAUUAAUAAAAUAUAACCUUU